Messenger RNA from Triplophysa rosa, 4371 nucleotides. RefSeq lists its product as uncharacterized. The annotation marks the transcript as partial. Lineage: Eukaryota; Metazoa; Chordata; Actinopteri; Cypriniformes; Nemacheilidae. The record is from RefSeq and is a predicted model, not a curated record. Gene Ontology annotation, molecular function: GTP binding. The transcript is spliced from 8 exons.
AAGAAGAAGGAUCGUCAGUGGAUGAAGAACUGAGCAGAUCCUUCAGGUCAGAGGAGGAACAAGACGAGUCUGAUGUAGAAGAACAAAACAGAGACACUCAAUCAGUCAAAAAGAAACCCACAGCUCAUCUACACCAUUUACCUAUAAUAGGACGCUAUUGGAGUAAAACAGAGCAACUCCCACAUCACGAUCACCCAUGCAGAGGUGUAAAGUUCUCCAGUCAACAGAAGCUGAAUUUGGUGUUGUGUGGAAGUGACGAAUCACUGAAGAUCUUCAUAUCAAAACUCAUAAGAGGAAAAAACAGAAAGGGAAAGAGUGUUUCUGUUUCACGUGAGAGAGAGAGAUCAGUGUGUGUGAAGAGAGAAGCGGCGGUACAUGAACGUCUGAUCACUGUUGUGAAUCUUCCAGCUCUGACUGGACUCUCAGAUGAAGAGAUGAUGUGUCAGACUCUCAACUGCGUGUCUCUCUGUGGUCCUGGAGUCCAUGUGUUUCUCAUCAUCGUUCCUGACGCUCCGCUCACUGACCAACACAAAACAGAACUGCAGGAGAUCCAGAGAAUAUUCAGCUCAAGAAUCAACGAACAUGCCAUCACCGUCAUCAUCAAAGACAAGAAUAUAAUUGGUCGACUGUUCAGUAAAAUGAGUAUUUUUCACUCUUCUUCUACUGAGGUGGAGACAUCUCAACUGUUUGGAGGUGGUGUGUUUGUUUUGGAGCGCAGCACACAGAUGGCAUCACUUCUUCAGGACGUGGAGCGUAUGAGACAAGAGAACCGUGGAAGAUGUUACACAACCUUCAUGUAUCUGCAGGCUCAGAUCGACCGGGAGAGAAACAAACACAGAGCUGAAAUAGAGAAACUGAGAAGAUCAACAGCAGCAGGUGUAACACACAGUGAAGAUGAUGAUUUGAGGAUUGUGUUGUUGGGUAAGACGGGAGUGGGCAAGAGCGCUUCAGGAAACACAAUCUUGAGAAGAGAUGCUUUUAAAUCAUUACUGACAUCAGGAUCAGUGACCAGAGAGUGUCAGAAAGAAACAUCUGAAUAUAAAAGAAGAAAGAUCUCUGUGAUUGACACUCCAGGACUGUUUGAUACUGCCGUUGAUAAUGUUGAGACCAGAAAAGAGCUUGUGAAGUGUGUCUCAAUGGCAGCUCCUGGACCACAUGUGUUUCUACUGGUGCUUCAACUGGGACGAUUCACUCAAGAGGAGACAGACGCUGUGAAGAUCAUCCAGGUGACCUUCGGUGACAAAUCCAGAAUGUUCACCAUGGUGCUGUUCACCAGAGGAGAUGACCUCAGAGGAACAACGAUUGAAGACUUUAUUGAACCUAAUGAUAGUUUACAGAGCAUCACCAGACAGUGUGGAAACAGAGAUCAUGUGUUCAAUAAUAAAGAGUCUCAAAAUCAAACACAGGUUUCUGAUCUUCUGGAUAAGAUCGACUGUAUGGUGGCAGCAAACGGAGGCAGUUUCUACACCAAUGAGAUGUUCCAGCUGGUGGAGAAGAACAUCAAAGAAGAACAAGAGAGAAUAAUGAAAGAGAAAGAAGAAGAGAUCAAGAGAAAAGAAGAAGAACUGAAAGCCAAAUAUGAAGCAGAAACUGAAAAGAUGAAGAAAGAGAAUCAGAGAGAAAGAAAAGAGAUGCAGAGAGAACUGAGAAGAAGAGAAAAGGAGUUUAAGACGAGAGAAGAAGAGAUCAAGAAAGAAACGGAUGAGAAUCUACAAAAAGAGCUUCAGAGAAAACUGGAAGAACAGCAGAAAGAGUUUGAAGAGGAGAACAAAAGGAAAGAAAAAGCUCUAGAAGAAAAACAGCAGAACUUCAGAUACCUGGAAGAGAAACAAAACCUUAAAGAUAGAAUCCAGAAAGAAACAAGAGAACAAGCAGAGCGUGAAUAUCUUCAAAAACUUGAUGAUGAAGUGUCUAAAGCCUUACAACAAUCUGAAAAGAAACUCCCGAGACGCGCAAAGCUGGCUCGUGACUGGAGCUUUUAUGGAAGUUUUGUUGGAGCAGCUGCUGGAGGUUUGGUCGGUUCUGGUGAAGAUCUUGUUCAAUGGAUCAUUAGCAAACAUUCUAAUCGUCAAGAUAAAACUGAACCUGUAUGUGGAUGUGCUUCUCCAGAAGAGGACGCAGAAGGCGGUGAUGAUGAUAACGAUGACAUGGCCUACAGUGCAACAGACGGCAGAAGAAGUCCAGAACUUCUCUCCCCCGACACUGUUGGUGGUUGUGAGAAGAGCACCAGUGAUGUGAGGAUUGUGCUGAUUGGAAAAACCGGAGUUGGGAAAAGUGCAACAGGAAACACAAUUCUGGGACAGAAAAUGUUUCAGUCACGAGCCGGAAUGUUUUCUGUGACGAAGCGAUGUCAGAGAGAGAGAGGAGAGAUGUGUGGACGUGAAGUGACUGUGGUGGACACACCAGGACUCUUUGAUACUGACUUAAGCAAUGAAGAGAUCCAACUGGAGAUGAUGAGAUGUAUUGAGCUCUGUGCUCCUGGACCUCACGUGUUUCUGCUGGUCAUCGCUGUCGGCCGGUUCACACAAGAAGAGAGAGAAACCCUUCAACUCAUCCAGAUGACGUUUGGACAGAAAGCUCAGAGCUACACUAUAGUUCUGUUCACACAAGGAGACAACCUCGGAGAUAAAAGUAUUGAAGAAUACAUUAAGAAAGGUGAUCCAGAUGUCCAUAAACUGAUCGGUGACUGUGGAGGAAGAUAUCAUGUGUUUAAUAAUAGAGAUAAAGACCCUCAUCAGGUCGAGAGUUUACUGAAGAAGAUUGAUGAGAUGGUGAAGAAUAAUGACGGCACUUUCUACAGUAAUGAAAUGUUCCAGGAGGCCGAGAGAGCUCUUCAACAAAUUGAGCUGUACAAGAAGAAAGAGGAGGAGGUGAAACGACAGAUGAAGGCCAUUAAAGCCAAAUAUGAGGCAGAUAUUCAAGAAUAUAAAGAGAAACUACAGGAGGAGACCGCAAGGGAGAAAAUUCGAGAACUUCUGCUGAUGGUGAGAGAGACAAGACAGUCCAAAAAACAUCAAACUGAGGCUGAAGACACGGUACAUCCUGAACAAUUACAAUAUAAAACUCAUCUAGAGAAAGAGAAAAUCCAAAAGCAGAAAAAUCCAGUUUCAGCAACAACAGACAUAGACACAGAGGAGGAGUCAGCACAAGGAGCAACAGGAGGAGAAUCUGAACAACAGAUAAAGACAAACAAGAAAGCCAGUAGAAGUUUUAGUUUUGUAAACAUAACACUGACCAAAAAGUAUAGACAGCAGGCUGAAAGGUCCCAGAAGGAACACGAAGGAAAAGAAAGAGCAGUUAGAGAAGAAAAGCAAGAAGAAAGGAAAGAUUCUGUCUCUUUCAGUCAAGAAAGACCUGUGAUGAAUCCCAAAGAUCAGACUGGCUCAAAGAUAAAACGAGAAAACAUAGAUGUGCCUCAACUAUCUGAAGAGUUGAGAGAAACAGUAAGAGACAAAGUUCUUCUUCAGCAGAUGAGAGAAAUAGAGGAACACAUGAAGAAGAUGACAGAAGAUAUGGGAAUGUACAGAGACGCCGCUGAGAAGCAUGCUAAACAACACAAGAAAAACCAAAAGAGAAAUGCUAAAAAAAUUAACAAAAGAAGAAAACUGCGAUGUGUUAUUCAAUAACAGAGACACCUCUCCAGAUCUCCAGUAACUGAAUGUGAUUCUUGCUGUAUGGAAAUCUAACCUGUUCUCUUCGAUCGGCAUAUAAAUACACAACUACACUUUCUAAUCGCAUGAAAUACAUGCUCUUGAGUCCAAUUUUGCAUUCACGUGAUACACAAAUCAGGACAAAACUAUGGGAGUCAAUGGUGACCCAAAAUGGCAUGGUUCAUUAAAAUAUUUUCAUUUGUGUUCCGCACAACAAAGGAAUGUAUACAGGUUUGUAACAACCGGAGGGUGAACGAAUGAUGACAACAUUUUCAUUUCUGGGUGAACUAUUCCUUUAGGAAGGAUUGGCGUAUCGUGCAUGCAAAAUUGGACUUAAGCAUACGCAUUACACACAAUCGGAAAGUGUAAAGUCGUGUCAUUUAUAUGCAGAUUGAAGAGAACGGGUUGGGAAAUCAGAUUGAUAGUUUUAUGGACAGGAAAGAGAGGAGAUAUAUAAUAUAUGUUGGUAUAGACUGAGGGGUGAGAUCAGAGAAUGAACCUCACUCACACAACAUCUGUCAGGACCUAAAACAUAUCUUGAAAUAUUUGAAAUUUUCAUUUUUAUUUGAAUUCAUUCCAAUAACAUGUUCAGUUAAGACACAUUAUUAACACAACAGUUUUAAAAGGUGUGAUCAGUAGUUUAUUAGUGGUGCUUUUUUCAAUCCUCACUAUUCAUCUCUCAUACUUCUUUUACUUUUCAGUGAUACACAGUAAAAAAAAA